Molecule: messenger RNA, 291 nt
Organism: Sphenostylis stenocarpa
Lineage: Eukaryota; Viridiplantae; Streptophyta; Magnoliopsida; Fabales; Fabaceae
Source: the annotation of a GenBank genome assembly
AUGUUCGUGAUGAUUGAUGGAUUUGGUGGGGUCACGACUAAGGUUCUCGAUGGAGAUCGCGGUUGUAGUUCGCAAAUCACAAUGGAAGAGAUGGUUGAGGGUGAAUGGCUUGUCGGGAACGGAGAUGGUGAAUGGUUCGGUUGGGCGUGGUGGCCAGUGUUUUUGUCGGGGCUGUGGAAGAUGAAGGAGAAUAGGGUUGGGUAUAUGAGUGAAAAUGUGGGUACUGUGUGGGGUUCGGGUCUUAAGUGUGAUUGUGGGAUUGAGGGAAAAACAAUAGAUUUGAGUGGCUGA